AUGGGGUCAGCGGCUCUUAUCCUGGAAUUUUUGGGGGUCGGCAUACGGGCCAGCCUGGAGUGGGAAAUAGAUCCCGCAGCUUUGCAGGUGUCUUCGAAGUCAUCCACACCCAGCCGCAGGCCCAGAGGCGACUUCCUGCAGGAAGACGCACAGGCGCUGGUGCGGGAGCUGCAUGCUUUGCAGGGUGACCGCAAGUGCAUUGUGCUGGCCACGGCGGGACCGCCUUGCCCGGACUACUCACCGAUCAAGGGUGAUGACGCUCCGGGCCGGGGAGGCAGCUCAGGCAAGCUCUUCGUUAAGUCGAGCAGGCAUGGCCAACCCUUCGCCAUUUUGGUUGAGAACGUGGUCAUGCAGUCGGCCUCCGAUGCAGCUUGGUUUUCCCAACGUCUCAAGGCCACGCCCGUCCUGGCAGACGCAGCUGACUUCCGCUUGGCCGAUCAGAUAGCCAUGAAGGGCUUGAAGUUUCACAAGGACAUGCGUGGUCACAUCGCACCGGAAGUUCGGCAACGCUGGCUGGAGCACCAGAGGCAGUACGCGCCGUGGGUGUACCAGGAUCACGCCUUAGUGUAUGAGGAGUCCGGAGCUUGGCAAGUUGUCCCAGCGGAGGUCAAGGAAGCUCUGCGCCAUUAUCCUCCAGGCAUCACCGUUGCACCCAAGGCCAAGGAUUUCAUGGAAGCGGCAUGCCGCCGUCAGAUUCCUGUGGCCCGUCAUUUGCAGGAUCAGGGCUCUGUCCACAUCAGACCGUGCGACAACAUGUGGGAGCACUGGCAAAUCACCCAGGACCUGCAACAUCCUUUGAUCAGCCCUCCAAAGCUUUCAGAUGCGUUGGAGGCCACACUUGAGGGCAUGCGCAGCAUAGGCCCGAACAUUUCAGAAUUUCGCGUCAGGGCUGUUGCAGCAGUGCGCUCCCUUAAAGAGAGCAUGAGCGAAGCCACAGCUGAGUGGUACAAAUCCUUGCCUUGCCAUGUUGCAGCAGCUUACACAUUCGAUGAGAGUAAGCAGAUCGUGCAGAUUCCCUCGUUCAUGCGCUUGCUCCGAGGUUGUGGCUAUCCCGACGCAGAUAGCUUGGAGGAGGAUUUGCACAGAGGUUUCCCUCUCAUUGGUCAGCUCAAGCACUCGCCAGGUUGGCAUCCUAGGACAGACGACCUGUACCGUCACCCCAUUUCUGAGGACUCGUUUGCCUUGCUGAAUCAGGCUCACGUCCAGCAGAGAGCUCAGCGAUGCAGGCCGGAUGAACACUGGCAGGCCAUGCUCAGUGAAGUACUGUACUGGAGGAGUGCAUUCAAGGAGGGAAGUGAUGGCAAGCAGAAAAUCCGCAGAUGUGAGGACUACCGUCGGAGUUAUCACAACGACACCAUAGGAGCGACCGACAAACCUCCUCAUGAUUGUGUGGAUGCAUAUGUCAACCUCAUCCGCACGUUCUCGCUGAGGUCCGACAGAGUCCUCAUUUGGGGGCAGGACAUGUGGGCGGCGUACCGCCAAUACCCAACAGAACAUCCUGGGCACGCGUACCUACUGCUGGUACUUCCCUGGGGGGUAUCAGUUUGGCGGCACAGAGUAUUAACUUUCGGGGCCACGGCCUCAGUGUGGCACUUCAACCGCACUGAAGAUGCCAUAAUCUGGCUGGCACGAUGCUUGCUAUUGAUACCAGCUUUGCAUUUUGUGGAUGACGUGGGGGGCGCCGAACCUGACUCCUCGGCCAAUUCCGCAUGUGUUUGCUUUCGGGAGUUCUGUGAUGUUUUAGGCAUUAGGGUGAAACCUUCCAAAGAACAGCUCCCAGCCGCUCUGCAGAAGAUUCUGGGUGUUUGGCUGGCCAGCGACGGGGAGACACUUCAGGUCAGGCCGGAUGAGGGGCGGCGAAACCGGAUGAUCCAGCUCAUCCGCGACAUCCUGCAGGCGGACAGUUUGACUCCAGAGUUGGCGGCGCGACUGGCUGGCAAGCUCGGCUUUCUUCAAACCUCGCUGUUCGGCAGCAUGGGCAAGGCGUGCUUGGUGCCCGUAAACGCCCGUGCGUCUGGUGGGGCGCAGCAGGCCAAUACACUGAACCAGGCCAUUCGAGCGGCCUUGACGACGCUGCUGCGAAUCCUGCACGAACCGCUGGUUCUUGAAAUCCCUCUGCGAGCCGGUGAGCGCAGUUCCUCAAUCGUGUACGCAGACGCGUUUUUCUUGCUGGGGGACCAGAUGCAGAGACCUGGUGGCAAGCCUCAAGGUCGUUGGCCGAACAAAGGUGCACAACAACUCCAGAACGGCUGGGGCUUUGUGGUCAGAAGCAGUCUCGGAGUGACGUUCGCCCAUGGUCAGGUUCCAGCUGAGGUAGUGUCUCUCUACAGCUCGCGGAAAGCUUUUAUUUACUUUCUUGAAAUUCACGCACAAGUGCUUGCUGGACCAACCAAGACUCCUUGGGUCCUUUUUGGGUCAGCUUCAUUGAUAACCAGGCUGGGCGUAGCGCUCUUCUAA
This is a messenger RNA of Symbiodinium pilosum, 2457 nucleotides long. The record is from the annotation of a GenBank genome assembly. Lineage: Eukaryota; Dinophyceae; Suessiales; Symbiodiniaceae.